This is a messenger RNA of Oncorhynchus tshawytscha (Chinook salmon), 2073 nucleotides long. Its product is annotated as myeloid zinc finger 1. Gene Ontology annotation, biological process: regulation of transcription by RNA polymerase II. Gene Ontology annotation, molecular function: RNA polymerase II cis-regulatory region sequence-specific DNA binding; DNA-binding transcription factor activity. NCBI's taxonomy places the organism in Eukaryota, Metazoa, Chordata, Actinopteri, Salmoniformes, Salmonidae. Bases 398 to 1570 code for a protein of 390 amino acids. The record is from RefSeq and is a predicted model, not a curated record. The transcript is spliced from 3 exons.
CUCUUCCUCUCUGGUUCGUGUCCACCCACCAAACAGUAUCGUUUCCGGAAUGUUCAUGGCUUCGGAAGGUUCAGAAAUCCUGGAAUUUGAUAGCUAACCAUUCACUGGAAACAAUAACAAUCAACUUUGACAAGUGGUUUCGUCAUGCGGAUCUGGUCAGUUUUAUUUACGCUUGAUGCUUCUCGUGUGGACUUUUUUUGCAAUCUAGCUAGCCAGCAACUAACAAGUCAACAGACUAUCUUCCAGCUGAUCAAAACAAGGUCAAUUGACGAUGCGUUCCACGCAAUUUGGAUGUUGUUAGAAGACCCCGCCCUCUCUCGGCAGCCUCAGCAAGACUUGGAGAAAGUGUGUUUUCUAAAAUUCACAACUAGUCCACUUGAAGCCAGAAUCAUUGGUGAUGGCCUGGGAGAUGGACAGCUCACACGGACCAGGGUCACCCCAAAGAGUUCUGCCCAAAACGGAACAUUCCGAGGUCGAACUGGUCUCCAGAGGUCAGGAAUCCCUCCCUACCUCAUGUGUCAAACAGGAGCGUACAGAAUUAUUUGUUACGAACCCUGAGCCUCUGAGGCCAACGCACAUCAAAGAGGAGGAGUAUGAGACCACAGUCACGCCCCUUUUAUUACUUACCAAAGAGGAGAGUGAAGACAAGGAGAUUCCUGACUCUAAACCAAUGACACUUGAGCUUCACGACCCAGCCAGCCAAUCAUGUACAGCCCGAGAGGAGGAGAAAGCCGAGGUGAAGAAGUCUGGAGGAGUGUUCCAUCCAAAGAAUUCCUGUCUCCCUAAGCUUCAGGCCCCCUCUCAGCCCUCGGCAGCUGCAGGCUCCAGUCCUGUGAGUAGGGAGGAAGAUGAGACGGAACCAGAGGUACAGGAGGACCAGGGCCAUGGAGACUGGCUAGCCCCCGUGGAGGACGACGAGGCCCUGGGUGAGUCCCAGCGUCGACGGGGCUUUGAGUCCGCCAGCCGCUCCCUUUCUUCCAUCCUGGGCUCCGACUCAGAGUCAGACGACAAGGAGGGUGAAGAGGACCCCACCUGGGCACCUGCCGACCCCCAGACCCUUCAGGACGACCCAGAUGCUGACAUCCCCGCUCUUCGAGAGGCGUCCCGACUGUGGCACAGGAAAAGAACAUCAUCGUCACGAAGUCGAGGCAAAAGAGUUAGAGAGGGAGGUAGAGGUGGUGUCUCCUUGUUUCCAGAACCCAAAAAGAAGCCCAAAAACUUUUCCUGCCAGGAGUGCGGGAAGGCCUUCAUAUCCCGCCGUGACCGGGAGAGGCACAUUCGCACUCAUAGCGGGGAGAAGCCGUUUCCCUGCCCCAGAUGCGACAAACGCUUCAACGACAGUGGGAACAUGCGUAAACACAUGCUGAUCCACUCUGGGGAAAGGCCCCACCUCUGUCCAGACUGCGGCAGGGGGUUCUCAGAGAGGGGGAAUCUCAGCAGGCACAGGGCCCACAUCCACGGCAGUAUGCCCAAGUCCGAAUGUGAAGACUGUGGGAAGACCUACAUAGAGAAAGGAGGUCUGGACCGCCACAUCAGAUCUGGAGCCUGCUCUGCAACAAGAAAAACAUGACAUUUAUAAAUGAAAAAGGUUCCUACAAUUACAGUCCCGUUUCAGCUAGUACUGCCUCCAGCGAUCAAACUAUCAAAUAUGGAUGGCGACUUAACGGCCGGUGACUAGAGAGCUCGCUGGGAGAGUUCGGUGAUUCCUUACUGAAGGUAUUUUUCGCAGCAUUAGGGGGUGGGAAGUUUCAUGAUUCGAGAGAAAAUAAUGACAUUAUGAAAAACAGUGCGUAUGAACUGAGAAGCUGUGUAGAAAGAUCAAUAUAAUAGAUGAAGAGAUGAUCUAGUCUAUAUUUAGUAUUUUACUUCCUAUCAAUACCUAAAAAAUAUAUAUAUUUUCAGUCAUUUUAUUUUCGCAAGACUCAGUUAAAUGACAAAUGGAAAUGGAUAACUGAAUUUAAAGUUUGUUCUCCCUGAGAGAGCUUUCUCCGUGAGUGCCUUUAUGAGUGAGAGAAGUGCUUUGUGAAUGUGAUGAUCUGUACUUCACUGUUAAAGUAAACAAUCAUGUAUUAA